AUGGCUGCCCCUGCCCAUACAUUCAAGGUCGCUGACAUCUCCCUCGCUGCCUUCGGGCGCCGCGAGAUUGAACUCGCUGAGGUCGAGAUGCCCGGUCUCAUGGCUAUCCGUGCCAAAUACGCCACUGAUCAGCCUCUUGCUGGCGCUCGUAUUGCCGGUUGCUUGCACAUGACCAUCCAGACUGCCGUCCUCAUUGAAACCCUCACUGCUCUCGGUGCUGAAGUUACCUGGACCAGCUGCAACAUCUUCUCCACCCAAGAUCACGCGGCCGCCGCCAUUGCUGCUGCUGGUGUCCCUGUCUUUGCCUGGAAGGGUGAGACUGACGAGGAGUACGAGUGGUGCUUGGAGCAACAGCUCAAUGCCUUCAAGGAUGGCAAGAAGCUCAACCUCAUUCUCGACGACGGUGGUGACCUCACAUCUCUUGUCCACAAGAAGUACCCCGAACAGCUGAAGGACUGCUACGGUAUCUCCGAAGAGACUACCACUGGUGUUCACCACCUCUACCGCACCUUGAAGGAGGGCAAGCUCCUUGUCCCUGCCAUCAACGUCAACGACUCGGUCACCAAGUCCAAGUUCGAUAACUUGUACGGCUGCCGUGAAUCUCUCAUUGACGGUAUCAAGCGUGCUACCGAUGUCAUGAUUGCCGGUAAGGUUGCUGUUGUUGCCGGUUUCGGUGACGUCGGCAAGGGUUGCGCCCAGGCUCUUCACAGCAUGGGUGCCCGUGUCAUUGUUACUGAGAUCGACCCUAUCAACGCUCUCCAGGCUGCUGUCUCUGGCUACCAGGUCACCACCAUGGAGGAGGCUGCUCCCAUUGGCCAGAUCUUCGUCACCACCACCGGUUGCCGUGACAUCCUUGUUGGCCGCCACUUUGAGGUCAUGAAGAACGAUGCCAUUGUUUGCAACAUUGGUCACUUCGAUAUUGAAAUCGAUGUUGCUUGGCUCAAGGCCAAUGCCAAGUCUGUGCAGAACAUCAAGCCUCAAGUUGACCGCUACCUCAUGUCCAACGGUCGCCACAUCAUCCUCUUGGCUGAGGGCCGUCUUGUCAACUUGGGUUGUGCUACUGGCCACUCUUCCUUCGUCAUGUCCUGCUCUUUCUCCAACCAGGUCUUGGCUCAGAUUGCUCUCUACAAGGCUGAGGAUGCUGCUUUCGGUGCCAAGUACGUUGAAUUUGGCAACGAGGGCAAGCGCCCCGUUGGUGUCUACGUCCUGCCCAAGGCCCUCGAUGAGCAGGUCGCCAGACUCCACUUGGAGCACGUCAAUGCUAAGCUCUCGACUCUUACCCCUGUCCAGGCUGAAUACCUCGGUCUGGAAGUCAGCGGUCCUUUCAAGAGCGAUAUCUACCGCUACUAA
Molecule: messenger RNA, 1350 nt
Organism: Talaromyces atroroseus
Lineage: Eukaryota; Fungi; Ascomycota; Eurotiomycetes; Eurotiales; Trichocomaceae
Product: Adenosylhomocysteinase
Exons: 5
Coding region: 1-1350 (449 amino acids)
Biological process (GO): L-methionine cycle
Cellular component (GO): cytosol
Molecular function (GO): adenosylhomocysteinase activity
Source: RefSeq, a predicted model, not a curated record